Messenger RNA from Laccaria bicolor S238N-H82, 1027 nucleotides. RefSeq lists its product as uncharacterized. The transcript is spliced from 4 exons. The record is from RefSeq and is a predicted model, not a curated record. The coding region runs from base 116 to 853 and encodes 245 amino acids. Lineage: Eukaryota; Fungi; Basidiomycota; Agaricomycetes; Agaricales; Hydnangiaceae.
CCGCAAACCAUCACACUGUAACAGUGCCCCUCACUUUCUUUUUCAACGCCCCUCUUUUCCAAAUUCCAGGAUAUAAAAUCCCUCAGCUUUUACUUGCAAAAAGCCUAAAAGCAAAAUGUUCACCCUCUCCACACUUACGUUCUUGCUCGCCCUUGCCUUGCCUCUUCUCGUCCGUGCAGAUGUUACUCCAGCUGAGCCAGCCCCAGGGGCAUCGUUCAAUGCUGGCUCCUCAUGUACUAUUACGUGGAUUGGUGACAAAGCUUCCACGACGAUUUGGAAGAACAUGGCCAUUGAGCUCAUGACGGGGGAUAACUAUGACAUGGUCCAUCUCACCACCGUUGCUACUAACCAAGACGGAACUGUCGAUGGAAGUUUCUCAUACACCUGCCCAGAAGUUACGCCAAACUCUGCCAUUUACUUCUACCAGUUCACGUCGCCCCUGACCAACAAUGCGACAUGGACUGGCCGCUUCACCAUUGCUUCGUCCACGGGCAAUUCGACUCCACCUCCUAACGCUACUCAACCUGGCACAGGUGAGGCCAUUCCAUGGGGUACCGGCGCCCUGAACGACCCCUCGAAAGCCGUUGCUGCUCCCAUCUUAAGUGGAUCUGGAGCAACCUCCAGCACCGCGUCUGGGGUCUCUCUCUCCAGUACCGCCAUGUCUAUGGUGCGCUCCUCCUCGAGCGUUAUGUCGUCGUCAGCAUCAUCUUCCGUUUCCUUGUCGUCGUCGGCCGCAUCGCCUUCUACUUCAGCCAGCAAUGGAGUAGCCGCAGCAGCGAUUAUUGAUGGUCGCGUGUGGGCAACCAUGAUGUCGUUGGGCGCGUCAGCGAUGGCUUUUAUGCUGUUGUUAUGAUCCCGAUGUGACUAAGAGCACACUGUGCUCCCCUGUUAUCCUCUGCAUCAUUAUUGGUUACGGACUUGGCUUUUCGUUAUAUUUAUCAACGAUUUACGAUCUUGGGCAUUCUAUUUUCCCCUGGGUUUAGGUACUACACUAGCAUAAUCAUCGUCACACCAUGGAGUUGCUUGC